Messenger RNA from Lates calcarifer (barramundi perch), 4417 nucleotides. RefSeq names its product complexin-2. Gene Ontology annotation, cellular component: terminal bouton; SNARE complex. The coding region runs from base 434 to 835 and encodes 133 amino acids. The transcript has 4 exons. Lineage: Eukaryota; Metazoa; Chordata; Actinopteri; Centropomidae. Gene Ontology annotation, biological process: regulation of neurotransmitter secretion; neurotransmitter transport; synaptic vesicle exocytosis. Gene Ontology annotation, molecular function: syntaxin binding. The record is from RefSeq and is a predicted model, not a curated record.
UCCCAUCACGGUGUGAACGACAGCUGCUUCACCCUCCGCAAACCACAACCACCACCACUACCCACCCCCCCACCCCAUUCUACUCCUCCUCUUUCUCUCUACGUGUGUGUUUGUGUGUGUGUGAGUGAGUGUGUGUGCAGGCAGGAGGAAGCACCAAGGACGUCCUUUUUUUUCCAGCCCCGGGAGCCGGAGAUGCGAGGGACGAGCAGUUAGAUUAGCCUGUGCUGCUGUUGCCUGCUGCAGGAUAACUUGGUUCCGGAGGGUGCUGCAGCUGAAGCUCUGCUCUCUGAUCCUUGUUUGGUGUGUGAGUGUGUGAGGAGGAUUUCAGCCAGUCGCCGGACGGAGAUCUGGCAACAAAGGACUUCUACUUUUCCGCGUCUAUUGAAUGUAACAUCGCUCGGAUAAGGAAGGCAGGGAAUUAAAAGCCAUCAUCAUGAAUUUCGUUAUGAAACAAGCGUUGGGAGGGGCCACCAAAGACAUGGGCAAGAUGCUCGGUGGGGAGGAGGAGAAGGAUCCUGAUGCUCAGAAAAAAGAGGAAGAAAGGCAAGAGGCGCUGAGGCAACAGGAGGAGGAGAGGAAGGCCAAAUAUGCAAGAAUGGAGGCAGAGAGAGAAAACAUCCGACAGGGCAUCAGGGAUAAGUACGGCAUCAAGAAGAAGGAGGAGAAGGAAGCUGAGGCAGCGGCUGCUAUGGAGCAGGCCUCCGAGGGCAGCCUCACCCGUCCCAAGAAGGCGGUUCCCACCGGCUGCGGCGACGAGGAGGAGGAGGAGAGCAUCGUGGAUACGGUCAUGAAGUUCAUCCCGGCUCCGCUCAUGGAUAUGUUCAAUAAAAAGUAACAGUGUUUCGGGUGAAAUAUGAUUAACUUAUUAUGACGUUCAUCUAACCAAUGCCGUACCACCCUGCCCCGCCCAAACCUGCAGUCACACCUUUCUUCACCCCCCUCCCGCCCCUUCAGCCCAACUUCUAAGUGUCCUGGAAAUGUGCAUUGUGUCAUCACUUUGCCCUUGAGUUGUAAAAUCUGAUCUCUGACGGUGGUACUUACUUUUUAAUCUCUCAGAGCAGAGCAUCUCUCUUGAGAACCUGUGAUUAACUAUUUUAAAAAGUACCUAACACCUGCACAGAUCCAGUGUCUUCAAGGCAAAGUGAUGCCAUGUUUUCAAAAUGUUCAGCACUUAGAAAAAGACCAGAGAUCAUUCAUUAUCCACCCUUUUUGUUUGUAAAUAGCCUCCAGUUAUAAAAAAGAGAACUAUAUAUGAGUGAAAUAUGACAUAUAACAAGAUAACUAAGAGUAUAAGCCAUAUUUUUAACUUUUAAGAAAUUAUCCAAAUCAUAUCAAAAUUUGAUUGAAUUUUCCUGUUAUGUUCUUGCUAAUAUUUGAUACAUACAAUGUAUAUAAAUACUACAUUUUUAUUGGUUCUCCGUUGUGAGGAUUCACCCCAUAGACUGUCCCUCAUGUUCUCAUUGGUUUACUGUGAGUGUGUAAAAUGAGCACUGGUGAGGUCAAAACAACAUCUGUGAAACCAGAAAGUGAAAGUGAAGGAAUUAAUCAUUUGAAAUGAGACUUUUUGUUUUUUGUUUUGUUUCCUUUUUUUUAAGCAUGCAGUAAACUUUGGUGAAGUGACGUACACAUAUGGACACCAUCUUAUUUGUUAUGAUGAAGCGAAAUACAUUGAUAUUUGAGGCAAUAACUGGUUUUCCAUUUUUAUUUAAUUGACAUCUUGUUCACCAUGUACAGUAGGUGAUAACUGAUUCUGUGUCUGAAAUGUUCUUCCAUGGGGAAAACUAUAAAUGUUCUCCAUACCUAGAGUUUGUCUCAAAUCAGUUAAAUGAAAUUCUUACUAUAAAUUCACUUGCUAUACAUGUUUGUGGUUUAGAAACUCAGUUUUAUGUGGCAGGUGUCGCUCGCUCUGCUUUUGCAAUAGGACGUGUAAAAGUUUGACCAGGCUAGUUUGAGUUUCAUUUUGAUUUGUGUUAUCAUUUUUUUUCUUUGUUAAAAACUUCACAAACACAACUAUGUUGUGAACACACUAUAUGUGAACAGACAGUGACAAUAGUGCAAUAUAUCGUUCGAAAUGAAGUUGUCCUGUGUCCGUUGGUUUAACUGAUGGGAGUGAAGUCCCAAAUCAGCAAUAACAGACAAUCUUCAUUGUUGUGUGUUUAAACUUACUCCUUAAUGUGUUAGUCGUUGUUAAAGACACAGAUGUGUCUGCAUAGUGACAGUGAAGCGUUUGUAGGUCAAACAUAUUUGAUUAAAAAAGAGAAAAGGGGGAAGGUGGGAUGAUUUGUUUCAUGUCGUAAAAACUGUUCAGUCAUGUCACAGAAUUACGAGCUACAAACAAGAUUUGUGCUCAGAAUCAAAAACCAAAAGGUAAAUCAAACUGCAGGUUUUCAGAGGCAGGCAUUAGCAUGAACACUCCAUGACCUUACAACAGAAAAUGUUUACCUAUCCUACAGACUCCAGCCUGUCCUGCAGGUAAAUGAGUGUUAAUGGCACAAAUUUAAAGGGGAUCAUAUGAGGAUAAAAUCAGAAUUUUCUCCAUAUGCCUUGUUUUUUGUUUUCUUAUUUCUCUUUCAUUCCACAGUGUCUUGUUAAAACAUUCCAGAUAUUUCAGACAUUCCACCAGACUUGUGCUGGUAACACACAAACAUGGAUAUUUACAGUAGGCUUUAGUCAAUGCCUUGUUAGCCUACAAGUACAUCACAAUGACUAAUUUAAAUCUGAUGUUAUUAUAAUCCAAAACAGAUGCUAGAGGGAAUCUAUGGAUAUACAAAAAGAUUCAAAACACGACCAAGUAAUUGCAGAGUUGUUUUAGCUGCCAUGUACAGAAAAAAAAUCCCACACAAAGCCUAAGGGAAAACAUAAAUGUGCUAUUAGCAGUGAUCAGUUAAAUCUUGUGAUAAGUUUUGUUAGAAAAUGUUUCUGUGAUCCACAUGCACACAGUAGCUGUAGGUGUAAUUAAGGUUUUCUAAACCAACUUUUUUGCUACAUUGCCACUGUUUUUAUUAAGCUAGCUAAACAUGAAGUAACAUUAAUUCUGAACUUGUGCAUUCCUGUGGCAUAGAUGAGGAAAUUAAGCUUUUAUCAGCGCUUUGUGAGCGAUGUAAUCAUGUUGAAUAUAUUUAAAAAAAAAAACAUCCAAGGACACAUUGUGGUAAGGUCACCUGUAGAGCACAUUUAAUGAACUUCCUGUGAUUUUAAUGUACUUGUAAACUGCCUUUGCCGGCCUCUGUUCAAACAGUGUGUUAGCAAAUAGUUAGCAUCUGAUUGUUAUGGAACCAUGCAUCAGCAACUCAGAUCCAUCAUCAGAGCAUUAUCCAAUCAAACCAAAGAAUAGUGCUGGUAGUAGUAGACUUAGACAAGAGGUUUCAUUCUUAUUUAGUUACUACAUAUCUUAUUUAUUUUGAAAUUCUCAGGUAUUCUAGCUUUAAGUUGUAAUAGACGUUUCAACCAUAACUAGCCUUCUCUUUGAUUGAAAUUGAACCGUUUCAUUGCCAGAGGCCUAGCAAGCCUGAACCAACUUUUAUUUCUGGAUAACAUAUCUCUUGUUUGGCCCAAGAAUAUUCUAGAAAGCUACGAUUACUGCCCCUGUAUAGGACUUUCCCAGCAACAUACACUUAGCAAACAUCAUCAGUGUGUGCUGUCCUUCAGGCUACCAGUACUGGUGUGGCCUGAAACCAGAUCACCCUUCACAUCUCAUCCACUGACACCAUCAUAAACCCAUUUAUCAUGAUCAUUUAUCAUUAGCCAAUUGAUUGCGCUCCAAAUGGCUUAUAGACCACUGCCCAAACAAACUGCCCAAGUCAUGUAAUCAAUAUGCUGUCGUCCAGUAGAUGCCGCGUCAGAAACCCACUUCAGUUUGAAGUCUCUCAUACAACCAUUAAUAUGGUAAAAAUAAAAAACUGCCUGAAAAAUAUGCCAUUUAAAAAAAUGACUCCUUUGAUGUGACUUGAAUGUAAGUGUCUGAUGUUUCUCUCUCCUUGCAUCUGUCUUUCUCUGUUCUGUACGUGUUGAGAAGAUGCUUACUCUGGUGCAGUAUUUUUCUCUUUUCUCUCGUCUGUAGCCGGUCCUGUUUCUGUCUUCUGGUGUUUGGUAUUUUGAGAAAAAACAAAACAAACAAACAAAAAAAAAACAUGUUGAUUUGGUGCAUUCUUUUGUACUGCGAAAUCUUCUCACCCUUCUCCCUCCUUCUCUCUCUCUCUCUCUCUUUCUAUCUCCCUAUUUGUUGACAAAAUGUAUGCAUGCUUAUGGUGUGCGAUGUAGGCAAGGUUGUUGAUAUACUCGUUUCGUGUCCUCUCUGUGUUUCAAAGCUCCACCUGUUAGCCUCACUGCAUGCCAUUUUAGACAGAUAUUUCAGUCUGUAACUUUCCUGCAAAAAUGGAAUCACCACACACUCUGAGAAUAAAGUGAUUUCAUAUAA